AUGAAGACGAGAGAUGUUCAGCCUGGCCGCGAUUUUGCUUAUCAGCAAUUAUUGAAGAAUUCAAAGACGCUUCUUGAUCACAUGAGUGAACACGAAGAGUGCAAAGCUCGAUCAGCGCCUGGUCGAGGUCGCGACUCAGAUUUCUCAGUCUCCAGAAAACUGGAUUUGCUCUCUGAUGCUGAAAACGGCUCGACCUCUGGUUUCACAACUGAGCGGGAGGUUUCUCCGGAACGAAAGUCAGUAACGAAAAGUAUUUGCUUCCCUCCUGCUGGUUCUUCUUUUCCAGCUCCGCCAACAACCCCGAAGAGUAGACCCGAAACAGAUGUUGAAAUAGAAUCUGAAGUCGCACCGCCAGUGCCAAAGCGUCGAUUAUCAAAAGCAUCGGCGGUGUCUUCUAUUUCGUCAAAAACUAUUGCACCAGAAAAUGACUUGCCGAAGAAUGUACCGAAACUUCAACUUGAAGGAGUCGUGUUCAAUUCGUCUCCGCGCGAUGAUACCGCAGCUAAUGGAACUGGCACGCCGCCGUCACUUUCUCCCAAAUUGCAAACCACAGGCAUCACCAAUGUUUUAGACGAAUUCAAAGAAAAGCUCGAUGAGAUGAGGGAGACAAUCGAUGAUGUCAAGGAAGAGGAUGAGCCAGAUACAGCCAGAAAGCUUCUUGAAUCGGCAAGAUCGACCGGGCGAAAGAUAAUUGACUCUAUUGCGGAUGCUCUUACUGAUCCUGAAGUAGAAGAAACCGCAAAGAAUGGCGAGGAAAGCGCGAAAUCUGAGAAAGAACCAGAAAUCGAGGCAGAAGAAAGCAAGGAAGAGGAGAUUCAAAGCCCGAUUUUUGAACCAAUUGAGUAUGGGAAAUCAAAAGUUUUCUUUGAAGAAUGGCAUUCCAGGCAAAAAAUUAAAGCUGAAAAACGGCCAAAAACUUCGAAGGGCCCAAAGAAAGCGCGGUUGGGAUGCGGAGUUUGCUAUUUGAGCAAGUCUGAAACUGACUUGAACAUCUGGGAUCACGAGGCAGAUGUCAAAUACGAAGAAGCGUCCAGAACACAACGAAUCCAGCUUCGACCAAAAAAUGCCCAUCGCGAUGCUAUGAUUGAGAUUUUCAAGGAUGUCAAGAUGCUGAUGACUGAAGUUGAGCGGCUGGAUGAGCAAAUUAAUGGCGAAGCGAAAGCACGGGCUGAAUUGGAAGAUCGAUGCAAAAAUCUUUUUGUCUAG
Molecule: messenger RNA, 1206 nt
Organism: Oikopleura dioica
Lineage: Eukaryota; Metazoa; Chordata; Appendicularia; Copelata; Oikopleuridae
Source: the annotation of a GenBank genome assembly